ACAGACUAAGAUGCCCGCGAAAGGCAAAUACUUCUUCCACGAGAACGACGGCUGCAAGAUCACCGACCCCUUGUACGAGAAGUACCGCUACUCGAGCCAACAGCACCCGCUCCUGCUCUUCUUGCUGGGCAUCGCCUUCGCCUACUGCGUGACGCUCAUCGUGGUCCUCUGCGCCAAGGACGACCCACGUGAGCACCCGGCCUUCACUGCUACUGUGUGCACGGCUUUGGUGAUCUUUCUUAUCAUCUAUGUCCUGGUUUACAUCGAAUCUUUAUUCUGGUGCCGGCUGAAGCUGUUUGCUGCUGUGAUUUGGAUCUGCUUGCUGGUUUUAGGAUACGUGUCCGUGUUCGAUAAGGGAAAAGCCCCUCAAGUCUCAGCAUGGGAACAGGUCCCAUUCUUUCUGUUCAUAAUUUUCACUGCUUACACCAUGCUGCCUUUUGGAAUGAGAGAUGCUAUCAUCGUUAGCAGUAUUUCAGCUCUGUCUCAUAUUGUUGUCCUGACCAUCACGGCCCACGAUGGAGAGCAGGAAAACCCUCUCGUGUUUCAAGUGCUUGCCAAUGCAUUCAUCUUCCUUUGCGGCAACCUAAUGGGGGCGUUUCACAAGCAUCAGAUCCAAGACGCUUCUCUGGAUUUGUACAGGUACACUUUAAAAUGCAUCCAAGUCCAGAUGAAGCUGAAGAUUGAAAAGAGGCAGCAGGAAAGUUUGCUUUUGUCAAUACUGCCAGCUCAUAUCUCUAUGGGAAUGAAACUAGCCAUCAUAGAACGCCUCAAAGAAACCAACGAUAGGAAGAAGCAUGACAACAACUUCCACAGCCUGUAUGUGAAACGCCAUCAGAAUGUGAGUAUCCUGUACGCGGACAUCGUGGGAUUCACUCGGCUGGCGAGCGACUGCUCUCCCAAAGAGCUGGUUGUGAUGCUGAAUGAGCUCUUUGGAAAAUUUGAUCAAAUUGCAAAGGAAAAUGAAUGCAUGAGGAUAAAGAUCCUAGGGGACUGUUAUUAUUGCGUCUCGGGCUUACCAGUGUCCUUGCCUGUACAUGCCAAGAACUGUGUGAAAAUGGGACUCGACAUGUGUGAAGCUAUAAAGCAGGUGAGAGAAGCCACGGGCGUCGACAUCAACAUGAGAGUCGGCAUUCAUUCUGGGAAUGUCCUUUGUGGUGUGAUUGGCCUCCGGAAAUGGCAGUACGACGUUUGGUCUCACGAUGUCUCCUUGGCGAAUCGUAUGGAGUCCGCAGGAAUUCCUGGUCGUGUUCACAUCACCGAAGCAACGCUAAAUCACCUAGGCAAAGCCUAUGAAGUGGAAGAGGGCAAUGGACAACUAAGAGACCCUUACCUCAAAGCCAUGAAUAUCACAACUUACUUGGUUAUUGAUCCAAGGUCCAAGCAACGUUCCUCCAAUAACCAUCAGAUCUCCGAAGCCAGAGUGCACGACGGGCUGAAGAUCAGAGCCUCCGUCCGGAUGACCCGAUAUUUGGAGUCUUGGGGGGCUGCCCGGCCUUUUGCUCACCUCAACCACCGAGAGAGCGUGAGCAGCGACACCUCCGCACCAGGCAGGAAGCGCCGGAAGGAGAUAACGCUGCAUUUGGCAAACUGGCAGAGAGCUUCAGAGAGUCUGGAUGGCUAUAGGACAGAACGCGCGUGUCCUCCUUCCGUUGUAAACUAUAAAAACACCUCUCAGAAGGGACGGAUGGAAGAAGAUAUUCAUGACAAAAUGCUGUCAACCAUUGAAGGACUCAGUUCAGCCAAGCCCUGGUGUGGUAGGACAGAUGACUUUCGUGGGCUGUGUGGAUUUUUGCUCUUUUUCGUCGAGAUGGGACUCGAAAAAGAGUAUCGCACCAUCUCCAUCCCGAAACUGAGGAGCUAUUUUGUCUGCGCCAGCGUUGUGCUGCUGUGUAUGUUUCUGGUGCAGAUCUUCAUCAUGCCAAGAACUGCAAAAUCAGGGAUUUCGUUUGGAAUCGUAGCCAUCAUAAUGGGACUUAUUUUGUGCAUUUGUUUUGCCGAUAAAUGUUGGAGAAGCUGCUCGGAACGGUGGCCGCCCAUGCAAUAUCUGUGCACGUUUUCGAAGAAAGUCAAGACGAUGCCGACCGUGAGACUCCCGCUGGCUGCCAUUGCAAUCGGCUCUUUGUUAAUCAUAGCCGUUUUCAACGUGGUAAUCUUGCUUUUGCCGGCAACGACCCAGCCCACUGGAAACUAUAAUGCGUCAUCUAAUGAAUCAGCCACCCCGGCAAACCAUCUGGCUGGGAAAAGUGUUGUCACAAUCUACUCGUAUUAUACCUAUUGCUGCCUCCUGGGGUUUAUUGCUUGCUCCGUCUUCCUCCGGAUGAGCUUUGAACUCAAGCUUAUCCUUUUGUCGGGAGCCGUCGUUGGAUACUUCAUCAUUUUUAAUACCUGGCAGCCGCUGAACGCUAAGAACACCACCCAAGGGUUUAUUAUGAAAGACCCAAGAAUAAUGACCAAUUUGUAUCUGGCUUUGUUCUACGUAACCCUAGUUCUUCUAUCGAAACAGAUCGACUAUUACUGCCGGCUAGACUGCCUACAAAAGAAUAAAUUUAAAAAAGAACAUGAGGAGUUUGAAACCAUGGAGAACGUCAACAGGCUGUUGCUGGAGAACGUCCUCCCAGCUCACGUUGCUGCCCAUUUUAUCGGGGACAAACUGAACGAGGAUUGGUACCAUCAGUCCUACGACUGCGUCUGCGUCAUGUUCGCCUCGGUCCCGGACUUCAAGGUGUUCUACACGGAGUGCGACGUCAACAAGGAGGGACUGGAAUGCCUUCGCCUACUCAACGAAAUUAUUGCCGAUUUUGACGAGCUGCUGUUAAAGCCUAAGUUCAGCGGCGUUGAAAAAAUCAAGACCAUUGGCAGCACGUAUAUGGCCACAUCAGGGCUUUGUGUCACGCCGGGCCAAGAGAACAAUCUGGACCAGGAAAGGCAGCACGCUCAAAUCGGCGUCAUGGUGGAGUUUGCGCUGGGCUUGAUGACUAAGCUGGACGGCAUCAACAGGCAUUCCUUCAACAACUUCCGUCUCCGAGUUGGCAUAAACCAUGGGCCUGUAAUAGCAGGCGUGAUCGGCGCUCGCAAGCCUCAGUACGACAUCUGGGGAAACACGGUCAAUGUCGCCAGCAGAAUGGAGAGCACUGGGGAACUUGGGAAAAUCCAGGUUACAGAAGAGACAUGCAGAAUACUGGAGAGCCUGGGAUAUGCCUGUGAAUGCCGAGGACUCAUUAACGUCAAGGGGAAGGGAGAGCUGAGGACUUACUUUGUCUGCACAGAUACAGCCAAAUCGCAAGUGCUUUGACUUGAAGGGGGAAGCUGUGGAAAGCUUUUGGUCGUAUCGUCUCUCUCGUCGUUCGUGUUCUUGAAUUAACUUCCCUUCUGGGAAGCCUGAGAACUCUGCCUCCUCACGUUAAGGAGCUAAUUCCAAAAUGCCCUGUGAAAGGCACUACUACCAUCUCAAUAACUUGCUCAAGCUCAGAGUGCAGGAAGCUUCUGAAGGAUGUUUACAGUCGCAUCUGCUCCCGUUUCCAGCCCAGAUGACUGGAGAAGUGCAGAUGACUGGGGAAGGCAAUGGCAAACCACCCUGUAAAAAGUUUGGAAAAUUUCUUCUCCAUGAAUUGUUUCCUCCUUUCCCUGCCAACAAGGAACACAAUAAUGUGCUCCCCUGCGCAUAACUUUGUGGACUCGGGGUUGAACCAGUUGCCUCAUGAAAACAUUUGACUGCCUCUUCCUUCAUCAGACCUGCUGAACAGUAUUGUAGGACAGAUGCCCGACUGCAGGAAAAACUCAUUUUGGGAUACUUUUUCUGUGCAAUGCGUUUUCCUGAACAGAAGAUAACAGGAUCAGAAGGAAGCGUCAUCUGAAGAACUUUUAGUAGAUUGUGUGAUAAACUCCAGUAGUAUGUAUUGAA
Heteronotia binoei (common prickly gecko) is the source of this 3901-nucleotide messenger RNA. RefSeq names its product adenylate cyclase 7 (gene ADCY7). Gene Ontology annotation, molecular function: adenylate cyclase activity. The transcript has 27 exons. Lineage: Eukaryota; Metazoa; Chordata; Lepidosauria; Squamata; Gekkonidae. Gene Ontology annotation, biological process: adenylate cyclase-activating G protein-coupled receptor signaling pathway; adenylate cyclase-inhibiting G protein-coupled receptor signaling pathway; cAMP biosynthetic process. Bases 11 to 3292 code for a protein of 1093 amino acids. The record is from RefSeq and is a predicted model, not a curated record. Gene Ontology annotation, cellular component: plasma membrane.